AUGUUUACUGUGAAAUUCAUCCUCAUCGCACUCGUCGGGCUUAUUUCCAAAGUCGCGGCAAUGACAAUCGACACUCCCAGGAACGUCGUCCGCUGCGAGAAUGUCACUCUCACUUUCGACGGCGGUGAACCUCCAUACUCUCUCGAAGUCACCAAUGGUCUCAGAGCAGCCUUCCCAGUAGUUGUAGAAAAGAUCAAUGGCAUUGAAAGCAGCCCAUUCGAGUACAAGGUUAAUGGCUCCGAAGUGAGAAUUGGCUUUAUUCUCCAUUCUGACGAUGAGAAGACGGCAUACUCAGGCAACGUCAUUAUCGCAGAAAAUGACGAGCUUACUUGUAAAUAA
Molecule: messenger RNA, 339 nt
Organism: Wallemia ichthyophaga EXF-994
Lineage: Eukaryota; Fungi; Basidiomycota; Wallemiomycetes; Wallemiales; Wallemiaceae
Exons: 3
Coding region: 1-339 (112 amino acids)
Source: RefSeq, a predicted model, not a curated record